This is a messenger RNA of Monopterus albus (swamp eel), 1938 nucleotides long. RefSeq names its product RNA-binding Raly-like protein. The transcript is spliced from 9 exons. Gene Ontology annotation, molecular function: RNA binding. NCBI's taxonomy places the organism in Eukaryota, Metazoa, Chordata, Actinopteri, Synbranchiformes, Synbranchidae. Gene Ontology annotation, cellular component: nucleus. Bases 27 to 1151 code for a protein of 374 amino acids. The record is from RefSeq and is a predicted model, not a curated record.
AAUGAUUCGAUCAGUUACUCGAAAAGAUGCUAUUUAUUGCCGCACUCAAUAGCGUGUGUAGCUACUACAGAAAAGCUUGGACUGAUUCAAAAACUCCGGCCAACCCCAAGUCACAUGACUCAACCGCCGGCAGGGAUCGAGAGCGCAAAAGGGACGCAGAGCCUCGGUAUACACAAGCCUGCAUCCCACCAAUCCUCCGCCGCUAUACGCCCAUUUCUUUUAAAUUGAAACCUUUUACUCUCGCUCGCAGGCAGUGCUGCAGGACUACUAGGAUGACUGGGAAGACUCAGACCAGCAACGUGACUAACAAGAAUGACCCGCGCUCUCUCAACUCCCGCGUCUUCAUUGGCAACCUCAAUACGGCCGUGGUAAACAAGGCCGACAUUGAGGCCAUCUUUGCCAAGUAUGGGAAGAUUGUGGGCUGCUCAGUGCACAAAGGCUAUGCCUUCGUUCAGUACGCCAGCGAGAGGAACGCCAGGGCAGCCGUAGCCGGUGAGAAUGCCAGGGUCAUCGCCGGACAGUCACUAGACAUCAACAUGGCAGGAGAGCCAAAACCAUACAGGCCUAAGAUGGGCUCCAAGAGGCCACUCUCGUCCCUGUACAGUGGCUACGAAUUUGACUAUGACUACUACAGAGAUGAUUUUUACAGCAGACUCUUUGAAUAUCACGGCCGUGUCGUGCCCCCAGCCCGAGCUGUGAUCCCCAUCAAACGUUCACGGCUAGUUGUCCCAUCCACACGCAGAACCAAAUCCUCCUUUCCAGCCAGAGCCUGCUCUUCCUCUUCCUCCUCCUCCUCUUCCUCUUCCCGAGCGCUCAACGUUGGCUCUUCCAUCACAGGCCCUAAAUUGAAGAUAGACCAGCUCGUAACAAUCAAAAAGGAGUUGUCACAGAUCAAGACCAAGAUCGAUUCGCUGUUGGGAAGGCUGGAGAAGAUUGAGAAACAACAUCGAUCUGACAUUGAGAUGCAGAGGAAACAAGAGGAUGUGUGUGAGUGUCUCCAUGGUGAUGCAGCAGACCACUCUGGUGGAGAGGAAGCAGAGGCAACAGCUGAGGUUGAGGCAGGGGAGAUGACAGACGGCGGCGAAGAUGACUUUGAAGAUGAAGGCACCAGCGACAUGAUAGAGAACCACAUAUCAGACAUUGACAACUGAAUAAGUUCGGAGACAGGAAGCCUACUGUACAAGAAGUUGGGAGAACAGAUACCAGCAAACCUUCUUGAUCAAGAAGGUGUAUUUGAAACUAAAUGAAAUCAAUUAAAUGAGUGACUGACAGCAGAAGGAAGAGUUUCAAAUGUGUGUUGCUUGUUUGCCUCAUUAGAACAUGAUGCUCGUGAUGUAUAAUUCAUCAAAAUGCUGGUUACUGUAUAAAUAUUCUCCAGAGUCUAUCAAUGGCAAAGAGCAAUCAGUUAAUUCCAUCCAAACUGAUUGCCUUUCUGAAAAAAGGACAAUACAGUAUAUUGAGUUCUUAAUAUAUUAUGGUCUGUAUUGUGCAUAAAAAUACAGUUAUGUGAUCAAUCAGACAAACCAUGAAAUGACCUUGUUUGUUGUUCCGCAAAUGUCUGUUUGUUCUGUUUCUGUGCAUUAAAAACUGUGACAAACCAAAACGCCUGCAGAGAGCUAAAUAUGAAUGUAUGAGGAACACAUUUUCUUUGACACUUGAUAUUUAUGUGGUUUGCUUUAAUUGUACAUUCAGCUGAAAUGUACAGUAGAUUAUAUAUUCAGUGUUCACACAGUAUCGUAUGCAUAUCCUGUUUGUCAUUUGUUGUACAUGAUGAAAUGCAUUUUACAUUUAAGAAAGUCAAAAGAUGACUAUUUUUUACUAUCAGCAUGUUAAAAAUGUGGCUACUAUGGAUCAUUUGUAUUCAUUAUGUCUGUUGUACAGCUAUAGAUGAUAACAGUUUUUGAAAUAAACCCAUUCCUCCCAAAAAAUAAAAUUGUC